Molecule: messenger RNA, 2927 nt
Organism: Drosophila ananassae
Lineage: Eukaryota; Metazoa; Arthropoda; Insecta; Diptera; Drosophilidae
Gene: Brd8
Product: bromodomain-containing protein 8
Exons: 1
Coding region: 95-2743 (882 amino acids)
Cellular component (GO): NuA4 histone acetyltransferase complex
Molecular function (GO): protein binding
Source: RefSeq, a predicted model, not a curated record
CGACCCUCGAAUAUCGAAAAAAAUCCACCACUAACCAAGCUGACCAUCGCUAGUUCCCACGGAAUUACAAAAAAAGUGUAAUUUACUAUUUACAAUGUCGGCGGGUGUACAGGAGCGCUUGCAACUGAGCCGCAUACCCCUGGAUACUUGGUCCAAACGGGAGCAGCUCUGCUUGGCGUCGGCCGUCUCCUGUAGCGGCGACCAGAACUGGAUUACAGUCAGCCGCACGCUAAAAUCGGUUUGCGGCAAUGGAAAUGGAAACGGCAGCAACAACAACGGCCGACCGGCGGAUUGGUAUUCCCAGAAGAACUGUGCCUUGCAGUACGGUCAUCUGCUGGAAAGCGUGGAGGCCACAAAGCGAAAAAAGCGAAGCAGCGAGAGCAGUGCCGGCGUCUCCUCACCGGCCACCGUGGAGACGCCCACAGAGUUAUUGCUGCGACGCCUGACGGAGGAGCGGAUGGCGGAGAUUAAAGCACAAAUGCGCGCCGACCAGGAAACCUACAGGCGUAUUCAACGCGAAAUCGAUUCUCUGCAGUCUGACGCAGUCACCGAGCAGGAACUGCAGGACAUGUGGAUGGAGAUCGAAAAGGAGCAGGAAGCCGAACGCAUUGAGGAGAUGAAGCUGGAGAACCGGCUGCGAGAGCGAGAGCAGCGCAAGAAGGAAAUGGCGGGAAACUGGCGGAACAGUAGUCCGGCGGCCAGGCGGUCGCUGCAACCAACGGACACCACCUCCGUGGACAUGGACGUGGAAGACAUCGCCAGCAGCACAGCGAAACAACAAUCUGGUCCGUCACCUUUACUCACAUCUCUACUGAAGUCACCCACGGGCAAUGCUCCAGCCAUUCCUGGCACUGGAACAGCGGGUGGUGCAGCAAUCGCUGGAACAGGAAGCGUGGCCAGGGCAACCGCUCCCACCAUCACUUCGCUAUUAACCAGUGGAGCUGGAUCGGCGGCUGUGGCCAAUCAGCCCGUCAUCACCAUGAAGAGUCCGACAGAUGCGGCGUUUAUAUCCAGGCCCAUUACUGGCCCAGCCAGCGAAGCACUUGCUCCAACCACACCCACCCUGGAAAAGAGCCCCUCGCAGGCGGCACCAACUCUGUCAAUGCUUCUCGAGAAAAAUAAGGCAGCUGCCAAGGCCGGUGAGGGUAAAUCCGAAGCUACGGGUAACUUGGAGCAGUCGUUGCCGCAGGAAGCCUCGGAAGCCGCAGUGAGCGCCGACUCCGAUGAAGCCGAUCCCAACGAGCUGUUAGAGGUCUUCCCGAACAUAGACGAAAUCAUCGACGACAUCGACAUCGAUAUGGCCAGCGUGAUCGAUGAUGAGAUUCUCAAGGAGGUUGAAGGGGUGGUGGUGUCUCCGGCGGGCGACAAAAGCGAAAACAUUGACUUCGAGGACAAGUUGGAUGCGCUGAAACGGGAACAGAGCACGGACGUGCCAACCGGCGUAGCGCCGAAGUCUGUGGAACUAGUCGUUGGUUCUAGCGAUGACUCCAAUGACAAUAUUCCACUCGCCACUGUGGCCUCGCAGGAGGGAAAGGAUCGUUCUCAGUCUGGCGGAGAAUCCACUGUCCUCCCAGUCGACAUCGAAGCUGAAAACCUUGUAAGUGAGGUGGCGGUGGAAGAGAUUGGGGAGACCAUUACGCUCAUCAGCACUUCGAGUGAAGACACGGCCGGCUCUCCCAUAACCAAAGUGGAGGAGGAGCCUGUCACUGAACCUGUUCCGAAGCAGGACAAUAAGGAAGACGAAAAAGAGCAGGAAGCUGUGCCAGAAAAGUCAUCCGAGGCGUCAGAAUCUGCAAAAGAGCCAGAACUCAAAGAGGAACCCGCCUCCGGCGAACCAGAAAGCAAAGCAAGCAAAGAGGAGCCCGAAAAAACUCAAAAAGUGGAGGAGAAAAUAGCCACUCCCGCCGCAGCUCCAGCGCCAGCUUCAUUGCAUGACACGGAUGAGGAGUCCUCCUCGCUAACGGACGGCAGUAAACAAGAUGAUCAGCCAAGGAGCUCGAAGGGAAAGGCACAUGCUUCGAAGCCAGCUCCAGAUGAUUCCAAGAACGAGGCAGAGCACGGCGGAACACCCCAGCCCCCUUUCGCGCCAGCUCGUGCUCCGCUUUUGAGGAAACUUCCGCAUCGGGAUCGCUCCGAAAGUCCAAUGGUGGACGAUGAUGCCACAACGGCCAGUGACCAUUCCACAGCCAGGUCCACGCGGCGGAGGUGCUCCUCUACGCCCGUAAUCGACAGUAUCCCCAAUUCCCCCGCCUCCAGCGAGCACACGGACGACAGAAGGGAAACACGGGCCGCUUCCAAGAAGCUCUUCCUCUCCAUUUACUCGACGUUGCUGGACAGCAAGAAUGCCGCUCCCUUCAAGCGUCCCUUUCACGACGAGCACGCUCAGCGGCAUGUGGACUUGUGCCUGCGUCCCAUGGACCUGCCCACCAUCAAGCGGAAUAUCGACUCGGGAUUCAUUCGCAGCCUCAGUGAGCUUCACCGCGAUGUCCUUUUGAUGGCGCAGAAUGUCCUGGUGGCCUACAAACCACAUACCAAUCAGCACAAGACAGCCCGGCUGUUCGUCCAGGACUGUCAGGCCAUCAAGGAGUUCUCCCAGCAGCAGCAACAGCAGCAGGACAUCCCAGUAGCCAGUGCCCCGAUAGCCACAACGCCGGCGAACAGCGGGAGCAGCAAGGCGGAGCGGGAGAAGCCAAGUGGGAACAAGGCAAGAAGUGGCUUCCGAAAGAGCCAGAGGCAUCACUAGUCCUAGGUUAGAUGAUAAGCAUAUAGGUGGGUCACUUGCAGAUCAGACUUUAAGGAAAGUAAUGAAGUAGUUUUUAAAUUCCAUCUUCACUCAAUUUCUGUUCUUUUCUCCCUUUUUUAUUCGACAACUUUCCAUUCGAGUCAUAAACUAUCAUUAACAAUAAACAACUGAGACAUCAAUCGAA